Periconia digitata is the source of this 951-nucleotide messenger RNA. The record is from the annotation of a GenBank genome assembly. NCBI's taxonomy places the organism in Eukaryota, Fungi, Ascomycota, Dothideomycetes, Pleosporales, Periconiaceae.
AUGCUUCGCAGCAACCCCUUUUUUGGACACAUGUCACUGAGAAAUUGCCGUUUCCGGUUAUUCUCAUCUGUACUUCCAAGAGGUCCUACCCGUUCUGGUACAUCUGUUACGUUUUCGACUGCUCAGAGAGUCUUUCCGAUAGAAACCAUCGAGGUCCCAGGCCUUCUAUAUUCGAGAAAUACCAAUCAUGUUGCUCAAGUUUCCACAAUACUUGGAGAUGCCGGAAUCCUCAAGCUCAGUCUUCUAUUUCCGGAUCCCAAGAGCGAUUACCUCAGUCAAUUAGUGCUUGGAUUGCAUAACAACCACAAUCAUCAUCUUCCAAUCACCCACAGUGGUCUCCGAGGCGCAUUCUGGGAUGUCCGUCCAGCUGUGAGCAACUUCCAAGGAGGAACGUAUCAAGCGCGAUCAGAAACCAUGAAAAACUUUCCAUGGCACACCGACUGUUGCUACGAAGAAUAUCCUCCGAGGUAUUUCGCCUUACACGUACUUCAACACGAUCGCCAUGGUGGUGGUGCGUUAUCUGUGAUGAGCGUAAACAAGAUCCUAGACCACCUUUCGCCAAAAGCGAUCAACGCCUUGAGUCGACCAGAAUUCAAAAUCAUGGUUCCGCAGGAGUUUAUGAAGAACCCUACGAAGAGGUGGAUCUUCGGAAGUAUUUUAACGCCCCAUCACCCGAACAAGGGAAUUUCGAUCAGAUUUCGAAGGGAUCUCAUAAGCGCUGUGACCACGAGAGCGUCCCAGGCUUUGGCAGAGUUAGAUCUGUUGUUGCAAGACGCAACGGUUCAGUCGUCUUCGUCUCUUCGUCUCUCAGCUCAGGAUCUGCCCAGAGGCUCAGUAAUAGUUAUCGAUAAUCGGAAGUGGCUGCACGCGAGAAACCAGAUUAAAGAUCAGGAACGCCACCUGCGCCGUGUGAGGUGGGAUGCCGUCCCGCUAGGUAACGAGGGUACAUGA